Nipponia nippon (crested ibis) is the source of this 318-nucleotide messenger RNA. Lineage: Eukaryota; Metazoa; Chordata; Aves; Pelecaniformes; Threskiornithidae. The record is from RefSeq and is a predicted model, not a curated record.
AUGGGGGACCGGGGUGGAGGACACGGACCCCGAGGGACCGGCUGCCGGAUCUACCUGUGCGGCACCAAGAGCGACCUGCUGGAGGAGGACAGGAGGAAGCGAGGGGUUGACUUCCACGACGUGCAGGACUAUGCCGACGAGAUCAAGGCAGAGCUCUUCGAGACCUCCAGCAAGACGGGCCAGAGCGUGGACGAGCUGUUCCAGAAGGUGGCCGAGGACUACGUCCACUUCACCGCCUUCCAGGUGAUGACAGAGGAGAAAGGCGUCGACCUGGGCCAGAGGAGCGGUGCCUACUUCUACAGCUGCUGCCACCACUGA